This is a messenger RNA of Musca domestica (house fly), 1946 nucleotides long. Its product is annotated as plasma membrane ascorbate-dependent reductase CYBRD1. Bases 240 to 1298 code for a protein of 352 amino acids. The transcript is spliced from 4 exons. Gene Ontology annotation, molecular function: oxidoreductase activity. The record is from RefSeq and is a predicted model, not a curated record. NCBI's taxonomy places the organism in Eukaryota, Metazoa, Arthropoda, Insecta, Diptera, Muscidae.
UGUCAGUCGUGAAUUAUACGUGAAUACGCCAAGUUGUGGUAGCGAAUGGCAACAAAACAAAUGCCGCGAAGAGAAUAAUAUAAACAAACAAACAAACAAACGGAUUACAACCAAAACAAUUAACAACGAAUGAAGAACGGUCAAUAGCGAGUGCAUAAACAAUUUUCGAAUUUUAUUGUUUUUUAAAAAUUGUAAUUUUUAAAAUUUUAUGAAAAAACAUAAUUCAAACAAUUAACAAAAUGUCGACAAACAACGAAGUUGAAAAAAAUGUUAGUAGUGAAAAUUCCAACACAAAUAUGAUGACGGUUGAAAUACCCAUCAUUACCCCGGUGGCAACUGAAACAAUGACAGUUGCUGUCACUAGUCCGACAACAGAAACAAUGCCGCCAACUUCGGUGCCUGCCGCAGCAACGGGAGCACCCUUAGCACCAAUAUCGGAAACACCAUCCAAAACCGAGGACACAGUGGAUUUUAAGAAAAUGGAUAUAAACGAGCAGCUACAACAACCCAAUCCCAAUGCACCACCACCAACGGUAACAACAACAGUGACCAUCAUUACCAAAGAUAAAAUGGAUACCGAUCCAGCAAUGGCCAAUUUCAAAGUUUUGUACGUUCUGACGCAGCUGUGUGGUCUGACAAUGAUUGUAUUGAUGGGUAGCUGGGUUGGUGUGCACAUGGGCGGUGUGGGUGGCACCGACAAUCCCGCAUUGGAGUUUAACUGGCACCCACUGCUAAUGACGAUCGGUUUGAUCUUCUUGUACGGCAAUGCCAUUUUGGUUUAUCGCGGCUUCCGUACAAUGCGCAAAAAGACUUUGAAAGUUACCCAUGCCGCCCUGCACAUGGGCGCCUUUAUACUAACUGUGAUCGCUUUGAAAACUGUUUUCGAUUCUCAUAAUCUGGCCAAGACUCCAAUACCGAACAUGUAUUCGUUACACUCAUGGCUGGGCCUGUCUGCUGUACUGAUUUUCUCUCUGCAAUAUGUCAUUGGUUUUACGGCAUAUUUGGCUCCGGGUGCCAAGGAAUCGUUCCGUGCUGCAUUGAUGCCGUUGCAUGUCUAUUUUGGACUUUUUGGUUUUGUACUGUCGAUUGCAUCGGCUUGUAUGGGCAUAACGGAAAAGGCCAUAUUUGCAUUGGGCAGCAGUUAUUCCCAACUACCAAGCUCUGCUGUUAUGGUCAACCUUUGCGGUGUUCUGUUUGUGGUCUUUGGUGGCUUGGUGGUUUAUUUGGCCACCAAUCCGGCGUAUAAGCGAAAACCCAUACCCGAAGAUACAGUGCUCCUGACUGGUUCUGCCGAGUAAAGCAGUUCGGCUACAAAUGUUUGUAAACUUGUUUUUAGUUUUACGAAAAUAGUGUCACAAAUUUUAAGCUCAAAUUUUUACAAUUUUUUCUUUUUUCGGUUUUUUUUUAUUACCAAGUGAUUUUUUAAAAUUAUAUUUUUUUCUGUAAAAAAAUAUUACAAAGUUGUGAGAAACCAAUAACUGACAGUUAUUGAGUUAAUAAUGUCGCUCAAAAAUAAUCGACGAAUUGUAAAUCAAAACGUUUUUGAAUAUUAUGGUGCAGAAUGAUAAAUUGCGGUGCUAAACAAUAGAGAAACAAUUGUUUUAUUCAUUUUAUUUUAUUUUUUUAUUUAAAUACAUACUUACACUUGUAUAAUUGCAUUACUCCAUGUAGUACCAACAUCAACAACAAAAAAUAAAAAUUUGAAAUAAUAUCCAAAUUAUCCCUGGCCCGGCCCCUGAUGUGUAAUGUCCCCCGUGCGAAAGCGUUCUAUACUAAAAUGUAAAUUUAUGAUUAACCAAAUAAACGAUAUCUGUCUAUAUAUGUGUAUAUCUAUCUAUCUGUAUGUAUUUUAUGCUAAUAUACGAUUAUUAAAUAAAUGUUAUUAAAUUAUAUUUAUCUAUACAAACAAACAACAACAACGAAUAAAAUCUUUUUUUACACCGAGA